This is a messenger RNA of Durusdinium trenchii, 723 nucleotides long. The record is from the annotation of a GenBank genome assembly. NCBI's taxonomy places the organism in Eukaryota, Dinophyceae, Suessiales, Symbiodiniaceae.
AUGGCCAAGGCACAUGCCACCAAUGCGGACGUGAAGAAGGCUUUGGAUGAGUUCGAGAUUCCAGCCGAUGGCGAAGAUUUCAUGAUCCAAUUGCCUCGCAAGAUUGUGCAGUUGCUCAGCGCUGCCGGUGGAAAGCUCCAGGCCCAGGUCGAGGCUUACAGGGCGGACCACAGCGAGUCUGAAGUCGAGGCCUAUGCCAAGAGCCUGGAGGAGGAAUGGGUGAAGACUGCGGACGACAUCUCCAAAACGUACCUUGAGGCGCAAGACGCGAUUGAGACCGAUGUGGCGAAGAUGAAGAAGUUCUUCGGAUCCCAGAAGAACAUGGCAGGCAAGACCAAGGCUGACGUGCUGAAGGAGAUUUGGAAGUUGCUGCCCAAGUAUUCCGACGCACCAGUGGAGCCUUUGGAUGAGGAGAUGCUCAGCGAGUUGGCCAAGGUGCCAGCAGUCAUCGAAGGUGAGUUCAAGCACAAUUGGGGUACCGCAGAGACCCUCUACAAGUCAGAGGCCAUUGAUUCCUUUGGCAGCAAGUACUUGUUGGGCAUUUUUGAGAAGGAAGAAGAUGCUAAGAAGGCCUUCGAUGUUUGGAACAAGGAGUAUGAGCAGGCAGGCAAAGAUGUGAAGGAGAACCUCAAGAGCUGGGCCAAAGGCCAGGAGGCGGAAUUGGCGGAGGAGCAGGAUUCGGUGGACCGCAUCCGAAAGGCUCUUGAGGAAGCGCAACGUUGA